Molecule: messenger RNA, 1273 nt
Organism: Elgaria multicarinata webbii
Lineage: Eukaryota; Metazoa; Chordata; Lepidosauria; Squamata; Anguidae
Gene: NSMCE4A
Product: NSE4 homolog A, SMC5-SMC6 complex component
Exons: 10
Coding region: 1-1149 (382 amino acids)
Biological process (GO): DNA repair
Cellular component (GO): Smc5-Smc6 complex; nucleus
Source: RefSeq, a predicted model, not a curated record
AUGGCGGAUGGAGGCAGCGGCGACGAUGACGACGCAUCUUGGCGCUCGCGGCGGCGACCGUUCGCCUCGCCUGCCGCUUGGAGCCGCGGCCAUGGUCGGCGCCGGUCAGCUCAGGAGGGCCAGGCUCGGGAUGGCGGCGAGGAAAGAAACGAGGAGAGGACAGGAGGAGCAGGAGAUCCCGAUCCGGGGCCUUCGGGCGGGAGAGGCUCAGAGAACGAGGCCGACGAGACGACGCGGAGGCUGCUCCGCCAGCAGUACCGGGAGCUGAUCUCCAGCGUCCAGCAGAAUCGUGAGAUGAUGCUGAGCACCAGAAAUGAUAAAUUGACGGAAGCUCUGGAAGAUGCUAAUAAAUUGUUUACUGGAGUGUCUCGGGCAAGGGAGGCUGCUUUGGAUGCUCAAUUCCUAGUUUUGGCUUCAAAUCUAGGAAAGGAAAAAGCAAGCCAGUUGCAGUCAGAUAUGACAGUUUUUGAUCCAUCUGCAUUUGCUGAAGAUUUAUUAACAUUUAUGGGCUUAAACCGCCUGGAAAGGGACGGAAGUGAUAGUGAAGAGGAGCAGGUUGUUGGUGGAUUUUUACCAAGUAAUGCUUGGCAUAAACUUGGUGAUGAAGCUAAAAAAUACUUUAGAAGAGCACCAGUUUUCCACUUCAUGUUGGGAACUUUUACUGCUGAUCCUCCUGUGGAGAGGCCGCGAAUUGAGAGGCAACGAAAGAAGGCAGGGUCAGAUGAAGGAAGAGCAAUGCCAGCACAGCUGAAGAAAAUGGAGGAAUCUCAUCAAGAAGCUACAGAAAAAGAAGUAGAGAGAAUCUUGGGAUACUUACAAACUUAUCAUGCGCAAGAUCCUGAUAAUCCAAUACCCUUUCUUGAGUUUGUAACUGAUCCAAAUUCUUUCGCACGAACUGUGGAAAACAUGUUUCAUGUAUCAUUCCUAAUAAAGGAUGGACAUGCAAGAAUAACAAUAGAUCAGGACAGGCUUCCUAUAAUAGAGCCCUUAAAUCCAAACGAAGGAGAAAAUGACCAGGAUUCUCAAGUCCGGAAACAAGCAGUUAUAUCAAUGAGCUAUCAAGAAUGGCAGAGGACAGUGGAGGCUUUUGAAAUUUCAGAACCCCUGAUUCCACCUGCCCCACAGACACAUGGAAUGGCGCCAAUCUGAAUGUAAGGUACCUAAUCACAGAAUUAUGUUAUUUGUAAUGAUACUUUGUGUUGCUUACUUUCAAACAUAAUAAAGCUUGCUUUGUGGUGAGUUGUUUUCUAGAGCAAGACUUAAUCUUUUCAAA